This is a messenger RNA of Echinostoma caproni, 837 nucleotides long. The record is from the annotation of a GenBank genome assembly. NCBI's taxonomy places the organism in Eukaryota, Metazoa, Platyhelminthes, Trematoda, Plagiorchiida, Echinostomatidae.
AUGACCAAACUUUCACCCAAUCGGAAAGUUUCCUGUCCAUCUACAAUGAAACCUGAGCCUCCUUGCACCAAUCUGACUCCUACCUCAUCUUCACACAAUACAUCUGCAGCAGCCACAACACCAACAAGUGCCGUACCGGGCUCAAUGACCACUCAAUCAAGUUGUAUGCGGGAAGAUGUGACCACACGAAAUGUCCGUUCCACGGCAUCUGCCUCCUCGACCUCAUCUUCUCGAUCCUCCUGUUCAUCCGCAUCGUCCACUGUGGACGUCGGAGCGAACUCACAUGCCAUCCCCUCAGGCCCGUCGGACUCGAUUCCGGGACCGAUGAUGCCCGGUGCCGGUGAUUCCACUACCUAUCCCUCAUCUUGUCCCUCGUCCAAUCAAUCCGUCAAUUUGAAUCGACCUCCGCACUCCGGCAGCACACCCACAUCGAUUGAUCCUGGACUGGGACAAGAUAGUUUAAGAUCGAACACAACCCCUUAUACAAAUAACGGUAACAAUACCAAAUGUACAGAUGUAACAAACGGGACUACCAAUUCGUCACAUCAUUCAUCCCUAACUGCCGGAAUCAACACAUCCACAGGGACAACGGGUGAAGAGGAUUAUCAUACAAACACAGCAUACUCCACACCGUCCAACUCGACUCCCUAUGGAUCGGCAGCCGGACAACGGUUAUCAACACAUCCGGGCACAAUACCCACACAUUCCAGUCCAGCUCCACCCAGUGGAGGACGUCAUGUUCCGACCGCACCGCCGCUGAGUUCGGCUAUGGGAGUGCACUCGUCCUUACGAUUCGAUGCGGAUCUACAGAAAGCACGAACAUCAGUAUAUGAGUAA